Messenger RNA from Miscanthus lutarioriparius, 957 nucleotides. NCBI's taxonomy places the organism in Eukaryota, Viridiplantae, Streptophyta, Magnoliopsida, Poales, Poaceae. The record is from the annotation of a GenBank genome assembly.
AUGACGGACCCAGAUGCCAUUGGUGCCUCUAGCGACGUGUGGUCCAACAUCAACUGUAGCCGCAGCAGCCUCCCGGACGUCCGAGCAAUCCUCCAGCACGAGGAGGAAGCAGCAGCAGGUGACGCUGAAGCUGACGUACCUGGAGAUCAACAGCUGGGUGUGGGAGGUACACCAGCAACACCAAGCCGCCCCUCUGCGCAUCCUGGUGGACCCACUCGCGUCGUCGGCAACCUCGACUUCGGCAUGCCGUGGCUCUACGACAGCGCCAAGAAGAACCCGAAGGUGAAGGCCCUCGGUGUGGACGACCUCCUGGCGCCGGACGCGAGGCCGGACCUGCUGCUCAUCACGAACCGCCUGGACGACCACUGCCACGUCCGGACGCUGACGCAGCUGUCGGCCAGGGCGCCUGACCUGACGGUGGUGACCACGCCCAACGCGCGGGCAGUGCUCGCGUCCCUGCCCACGCCCUUCCGCCGCGUUACCUACCUGGAGCCCGGCGAGUCCACCGCCGUCAGCCCGGACGUCCGGGUGCUGGCCACCGCUGGCACCUUGCUGGGCCCGCCGUGGGAGCGCCCCGAGAACGGCUACUUCCUCCUCAUGCCCGCAGGCGCCGACGCCGACGACAGGAACGGCCUCCUGUACUACGAGCCGCACUGCCUGCACGACAGGUCGUUCCUGGAGAGGAAGCGGGUGCGGGCGGACGUGGUGAUCACGCCGGUGGUGAAGCAGCUCCCCUCCCCUCCCCCUCCCCCUCCCCGGCAACUACUACACGCUCGUCUCCGGGCAGGAGGACGCCGUCGACCUGGCCGGGAUGCUGCGAGCGAGGUACGUGGUCCCGAUGAGAAACGCCGACCUGGACGCCGGCGGGCUCCUGACCACCGUGCUCACCGAACAGGGGACGACACAGUCCUUCCAGGCGUUGCUGUCGGAGGCGCUUCCCCAGGUACAGGUCCUUGA